Effrenium voratum is the source of this 714-nucleotide messenger RNA. The record is from the annotation of a GenBank genome assembly. Lineage: Eukaryota; Dinophyceae; Suessiales; Symbiodiniaceae.
AUGGACAUCGGGAACGACACGGGGCGUGCGGCGGAUAGUGUGGUUGCGAUGCUGGAAGCGAAGAUUGUUUCCGGUGAACUGGAAAACCGGGCGCCACUACCGGCCGAGCGGGAGUUGAUGGAACAGUUCGGUGCCAGCCGGACCGUCAUCAGGGAAGCAAUCUCCAAACUGUCCAGCAGGGGCUUGAUAGAAACGCGCCCGCGAUUCCGGCCGAUUGUUCGCAAACCGGAUUAUGCAACCGUUCUGCACGCGUGCGGCAAUGUCGUUCAGCACCUUUUGACGGAACGUUCCGGCAUAAAGAACCUCUAUGACAGCCGUGUCUUCAUCGAGCGCGCAUUGGUUCGGGAAGCUGCCUUGGCAGCGCGCAAGGAAGACAUUGUCAAUCUCAGGGCUGCGCUCGAAGACAACCGGAAUGCCAUUUCCGAUUCCUCGGAAUUCUACCGGACCGACGUUGCCUUUCACGGUGUUCUUUACCGGAUACCGAGGAACCCGAUCUUUCCCACGAUCCACGAAGGCUAUACGUCCUGGCUUGCACCGCAGUGGGAUCGCAUGCUGCGCUCACCCGAGCGCAAUGAAGUGAAUUACCUGGCGCACAAGGCCAUUUUGGACGCCAUUAUGGAACGUGAUCCGCUGGCUGCCGAAGAGGCGCUCACAAAUCAUCUGAAGGCGGCCUGGGAAUUCGUCCGUGUCACGUUCGAUUGGGGGGAAGAAUGA